UACUCACAAUACCAUAAGAAAUGUGAAAAAUGGUAGGUGGAGUUCAUUUAUUGUAGCAUUAUUCUUAAAAACAAAUGAAGAUAAACACCUCAAACUUCCCAUGAAUAGAAGGCUGGUCACAAUCAUCUAACAGAUCCUUAGGGCAGCUGCUAAAUGAGGAGGGAUGCUUUGUAUACUAAUACAGCAUUGUCUAAAUUGCGUACUUUCUAAGUGGAAAGCCAGGUGUGGAACAGUAUGUAUAGUAUGUUACUGUUUUCUAAAAAGAAAGUAAAGAGGUGGGGAAAUAUAUACAGAUACAUUUGCUUGACUAAGUAUGGAAUUUCUCUAGAAGGAGUAAUAAACUUCUUAUCUCUGAGAAAACUGUGUCUAAAAUACAAGGAUGAGGGAUUGAAUUUUCACUGUAUUUCCAUCUUUACCUUUUGAAUGUUGAAUCCCUUAUAUCUAGUAUAAUUAUAUAAAAUGAAAAUUUUAAAAUGAGUCCCUACCUGGGAUGUAUGAAGAAUUAGUCACUCCAGGGAAGAUGAAUUAAAGGUAGAGGCCCUGGCAGUGCUCCGGGAACUACAUGAUUUUAUUAGGUUCAGAUGAACAUUUCCAUGGGCCCCUUAGCUCCCUCCUCUCCUACUUCCAGGCUGGUAAACCACUAAGAAACAAAAGACAGCAUUGUGUUUGAAAACUACACUCUCAUUAUAGAAAUAAAUAUGCAAACACAUGAUGUGUGUUUAAACACAUGACAGAGGGAUGAAUUAGAGGAACUAGAACUGCUGGCAACAGCUGUUCAGGAAGUUCUCAAGGACGUAGCGUUGACACAGACCUGGAAAGACAGUUGUUUUGUUUCGUUUUGCUGUUUGAGACAGGGCCUCACUAUGUAGUUCAGGCUGGUCUUGAACUCACUAUGGUCUGUAGUCCAAGCUGUCUUCAAACUCACAGUGAUCCUCCUGUCUUAGCCUUCCCAGUGCUGGGAAUGGAAAGAUAAAUUUAACAGGGAAUGAGUGUUCAGAGGAAGGGACAAGCGGGUAAGAGGAUGGUGCAGAAGUGAUGGUAUAUUUAAAGAGCAGGAGGUCCUCUCCUGGGGCCAGGAAGCUGUGUAAGUAUGGAUUUGAGGAAUUGCCAGGAUCACGUAGGGAACCACAUUCAAACACACGGUGGCUUCUGUGUCCCUUUGUGGAUGAAGGCUUUUGUAUAUGAAUAGAGUUAACAAACAAGUUUACAGUGAACAAGCAGAGUUGACCUGAGAAACAGCCCAGUGCUGGGGCAUGUGAGGUGUGUUUUUGAGAGCCUGUUUGCAGGUUCUAGCAGGGGAGCACAGCUAUUCAUAUACCUUUUAUUGAGGAAAUGGUCCUUCGCUAUUGGGGUGGUUGUCCUCUGACCAGCUGUGUAGCUCUGAGAGGGACACACAUGGAGCAGUGAGAGAGGAAGAGGACACCCUCCUAGCCAGCCAGAUCAGCCAAAUCAACCCUGGUGAUCAAUGGGGUGAUAGAUGUCGCAGCCAGAUUGCCCUCACAUCCAGCAGGGCAUGUUCUUGAAGAUAUGAGAAUGUGAGAGACAGUUUAAUAGCUCAAGGAUAUUUGAGAGCUAGUUGGAACCAGACUGAGGUUAAGGACUCAGGAGAGAUGUUUGGUGAAGGAACCAGACAGCCCUGGUCAGCCAGCUUUCUGUUGGCCUUUGGUUCUUUAUUUUUAUAGCCCUCAGAAACUAGUUUUACACCUGGCCAAAGCCACUAACUAGACUCUAACCACACUGGGUGCCUCUUCGGUCUGUACCAGGCACUCUUGCCUCUGGGCAGGUAGUUGGCUACUCCCACGUACCUUGUUCUAUAAUAAUGCAGGGACUGCAUGCAGAACUGGCUCCAAAACCCAGACUGGAGACAAGCUCAGUUUCCUGAGUGAUGACAAGAGUUAACCAAUAGAGAGUUCAGGGUACUUAGCCAGGCAUUCCCACCAUGCUGCAGUCAAAUCAGACUGCACUGAUUACACACAGGGCUACAGGACCGUGGAAGGGCUGAGGGAGCCUUUUGGCUUACUUGUCACCUGUGCUGAGGGCUUGCUCUGUUCACUGUUUAGUAUGAUGGGGCCAGUAUUUUCUUGGCCUCUCUCUGGACAUAGUUGCCUCUGUCAUACAGCUCAUUCUUGAGUACUUAGUCUAGGUAAGUAUGUAGGCAGCCUCAUUUAGAAUGCUAAUAACCUUACCUGUAGAGUGUUUUUAUAGCACAAAUGGAUUGAGCAGCUCCUUGGGCUAGAAACCUUGAUUCAAGUAACAUGAUUCCUUAUUUCUCAUGUUUGCAAGAGUGCCUCCCCCAACCUUGGGUAGAAAAGAACUGUUUUGGAGAUAUAUAUAUAUAUCAUAUAUAUAGAAAUAUAUAUUUUCUUCAAACUUAUUUAUGCCCCCCUACAUCCCAGGAGUUAUACUAAAUGCUAGGAGUUAAAUACUAAGAUAAAUAAGGUCCCCAAUAAGGUCCUUUCUGGUAGGUGGGAGGAAGGGGCAGAACAGAUGCAAACCCAGAGAAACACUGGAAAAUUUAGUAAAUCUUAGAACUCUAUUUGAAUUAUUCUAGGAGUCCUAAAGAAGUUACUUCAUUAAAACAGGAAAGAGGGGAGUUAGGGGACAUAGUGCCAUUGAACUGUUGGGGGAGUUAACCAGGCAGAGGGACAGAAAGAGUGUUUGGGCAGAAUAGUGUAGGCACAGUGGGAUCAAAGCCACUGAGCUGAGAAGCAAUUGAUUGCUGUGUUUGUUGGACUAGAGUCUAUCUGGUACAGCCCAAGUGUGAGGCCGGGGUAGUAAGAAGAGACCUGGAGAGAUAGUUCUUGGGAAGAUUUUUCUAGGUCUUCAUUCUUAUAGGUGGAGGUGGGAAGUGGAGAGUUUUAUGUUCUGGGCAAAUGGCGUGUGGGGAGGAUUAGGGACAAGAGAGUGAGGGUCAGAAUCUGAAAGCUCAGCUUGACUGAAACACAUAGCUUAGAGAGCAGGAGCCUGAAAGGGAAACUGUGUAAGAGUUCAUGUUUCAUCUUUAGGACAGAGAGGUUAAAACAAGAGAGUCACAUACUGAGCCGUACAUUUGUGAAGAUAUGCCAACGGCUCUGAAUAGUGAUCAAAAGGACAAGGACUAGAGAAGGGCAGGAAAGCUGGUCAGAAAGCAAGUGUCCUAAUUUGAUGAGCAGUGAUGUUGCUUGGACUUGGAGGUGGCAAAAUGUCAGGUGAUAGGCCACAGUUAGUCAUUUGUGCCUAUUCUAAUUUACUAUUUUUUAAAACAUCGUGACACUUAGUAAUUACUGUAAAAAUCCUUUCUUUGACUCUGGGUCUUGUCCCCAUCCAUGUGAGUCCUACACAUUUCUUGGUAUUACCAUCCUUUCCUUGGGGAAGGCUCCUUCACCUGGACUGGGUGCUCCAAGGUAUCUUGUGGUCCCCAAGUGUAGCUCAUACCACACCAUGCCUGCUCAUAAUUAAUGGGCCAGUUGUGUGUCUCCUCUGCUAAACUUUAUACUUCCUAGCAACAGGGAUUCCUUCUUGAUGCUGUCAAGACACUGGUAUCUAAUGCAUUAGUGCUUGGUACAUAGGAGGUGCUCCAUAAUUUGUCAAAUGUAUAAUAUAUUAAUAAAUGAAUUAUUCAGAUACUUUGGAUCUAUAUAUUUUAGCAAGAAAACCCAGGAUUUUUUAUUUGUUUCAAGAUGUUGGCAGUCUGCUCCACUCCCUGCAGUAUAGUAUGUUAUGUUUAGAAACAACAAAUGACAAUAAAAUAUUGGCUUUUAUAAUUACUUUAACUAGUAUAGGUCUAUCAGUCUGUACUUACAAUGUUUUUAUAAGCUAAAGAGAUGACUAGCCUGCUGAAGUAGCACAUGCCUGUAUCUAGCUACUCAGUAGCCUGAGGCAAGAAGAUCACAAGUUUGAGGGCAGCUUGGGCAACUUAGCAAAAAAGAAAAUGAGAUGAACAGCUACUUUUUAAACAAACAUUCAUAAACGGUGAGAUCAGUUCUCUGGCUGUUGAUUUUGAAACAAUGCCAAAUUGCUUAGCUUAGAGUUGAAAAACCCUUGAAAUUUGGCUCCCUCCUCUGAGUUAUCCUGAUUUCCAGUGCCAUCUACUCGGAAAGGCUUAGGAACCAUCAGGUCUGUCUCCUGUCCUCUGUUACGCUUGUGUCACUGGUAUGCUUGUGCUAUAACAAAUACUGUCAGAAGGUAUCCUCCAUUAUUACUCUUCCUGUUGUUAAAGAUCUUGGUCUUCCACAGCUUGGUCCAAACCUCCUCUUCCCUGGGUGAGAAAACUUGCUCCUGGGUAGAACAGAUCAUCCCAUGCUUUGAGCUGCAUCUGGUUCUCAGCAUUCUCCUUCUUUAUAGUUAGUACACAAACUCCACAGCUCAACUCUUAUUCUACACUCUACUAUUCUUUGGUUGUCUCAUAGGUUUAGACUUACCUGUCUGAUGAGGUAGCCUUCCAGAAGAGAGAUCAUGGGAUACAUGGUUGCCUUCCCCAGCCCCAUCAAUUCAGGAUGGUGUGUGUGGUGGCAGAAGCCAAGUGGACUCCCUCCUGCCAUCUCUUUCUCAGUUAUUUUGAAUCUGACCUAAUUGAAGACUGAGGUUAUGAAGUCGAUCCUAGAUGGCCUUGCAGACACCACCUUCCGAACCAUCACCACAGACCUCCUCUAUGUGGGCUCAAAUGACAUCCAGUAUGAAGACAUCAAAGGCGACAUGGCAUCCAAAUUAGGGUACUUGCCACAGAAAUUUCCUUUAACUUCCUAUAGGGGCAGUCCCUUCCAAGAAAAGAUGACUGCAGGAGAAAAUGCCCAGUUGGUCCCGGCAGACCCAGGGAACCUUACAGAAUUCUACAACAAGUCUCUGUCAUCCUACAAGGAGAACGAUGAGAACAUCCAGUGUGGGGAGAACUUCAUGGAUAUGGAGUGCUUCAUGAUCCUGAACCCCAGCCAGCAGCUGGCCAUCGCUGUGCUUUCACUCACACUGGGCACUUUCACAGUUCUGGAGAACCUGCUGGUCCUCUGCGUCAUCCUCCACUCCCGCAGCCUCCGAUGCAGGCCUUCCUACCACUUCAUCGGCAGCCUGGCAGUGGCAGAUCUCCUAGGGAGUGUCAUUUUUGUCUAUAGUUUCGUUGACUUCCACGUGUUCCACCGCAAAGAUAGUCCCAAUGUGUUUCUGUUCAAACUGGGUGGGGUCACAGCUUCCUUCACAGCCUCUGUGGGCAGCCUGUUCCUCACAGCCAUUGACAGGUACAUAUCUAUACACAGGCCCCUGGCCUACAAGAGGAUCGUUACUAGGCCCAAGGCUGUCGUGGCCUUUUGCUUGAUGUGGACCAUAGCUAUUGUAAUUGCCGUGCUGCCUCUCCUGGGCUGGAACUGCAAGAAACUGCAGUCUGUCUGCUCAGAUAUUUUCCCGCUCAUUGACGAAACCUAUCUGAUGUUCUGGAUUGGGGUCACCAGCGUCCUGCUGUUGUUCAUCGUGUAUGCGUAUAUGUACAUUCUCUGGAAGGCUCACAGCCACGCCGUCCGCAUGAUUCAGCGUGGAACUCAGAAGAGCAUCAUCAUCCACACAUCGGAGGAUGGCAAGGUACAGGUGACCCGGCCGGACCAAGCCCGCAUGGACAUUAGGCUGGCCAAGACCCUGGUCCUGAUCCUGGUGGUCCUGAUCAUCUGCUGGGGCCCUCUGCUUGCAAUCAUGGUAUAUGAUGUUUUUGGGAAGAUGAACAAGCUCAUUAAGACGGUGUUUGCCUUCUGCAGUAUGCUCUGCCUGCUGAACUCCACCGUGAACCCCAUCAUCUAUGCUCUGAGGAGCAAGGACCUGAGACAUGCUUUCCGGAGCAUGUUCCCCUCGUGUGAAGGCACUGCGCAGCCUCUGGAUAACAGCAUGGGGGACUCAGACUGCCUGCACAAGCAUGCAAACAACACAGCCAGUGUUCACAGGGCUGCGGAAAGCUGCAUCAAAAGCACAGUCAAGAUUGCCAAGGUGACCAUGUCUGUAUCCACAGACACGUCUGCCGAGGCUCUGUGAGCCUGAUGCCUCCCUGGAAGCACAGGAAAAGAAAUUCAUUUUUUUUUAAGCUCAAAAUCUAGAAGAGUCUGUCGUCUCAUCGGUUAUAUUUUUUUAAGUUUACCAUGCUCAGUGAAAAGGUGAUUGUCACCAUGAUCAUUUAUCAGUUCACUGACAUUUCAAUCGUUUAGGUACUCAAACUCCAUUCUCCAGGGGUUUACAGGGAAGAAAGCUUGCUGCUUAAGUGACUGGAUAGUUCUUCAGAGUCUCAGUGAAAUAGGAGGGAAACCUUUGGCUACACAAUUUGAAGUCCAAGUACCCAUAGAAAAAUGCCAUCAAAUGAGUAAUGCCUUUGUAAUCACAACUUUCAUUCUUAUGUGACAUGUAUUUGUCCAUAGUAUCAGAGAUGUCCAUUUUUACAACAGUUAUAGUACUAAACUAGAGUACUAGAAAUAUUUUGUAAAAUGUAUUGUGUCCUGUGAGUUGUGUAUCAGUGUUUACUAUGUGUUACUUACAUUUGUCUGGUUUAGCAAAACUGAAAGGUAGACUUUUAUGGGAACAAUGGAACACAGCAGUGGAUAUAUGCCAGUGAGACCACUUUUUAAAAAUAUUGUCCAUGAUAUUUUAGAAACCUUAAUAUUUCUUCAAAUAUCUCCAUCUUAAUUUGACACUGAAAUAACUAUAAAGGUUUAUUUUUCUGAUAAAACAACAAGAAGAAUUUGAAGACUAUCAAAGUAUUGAGCAGAAUUCAUUGACACUUAAACAUUUGUUAAGCCCUUUAUUUUCAUAAGAGGACAUUUAUCAUCUUCUGCACCAUAGCUGUUCUAUUGGGUAAUGGAUUGUAAUCAGAAUGGAAACGAGAAAGCAUAUUGACUUUUUUAGGCUGACAUCUCUGACUUUCUUUAGUCGCUAGCUAUUACUGGACCUCUUAAAACAGCAUGUGUCAAUCUUAAUGUAUAUUGUUAUCACUGUGCAGUUGCUGUUUUUCUUGAAGAGUAUUGCAUUCUUAUAUUCCAGGUUUAAGUAGAUUUCAUGCCUGGUGGCCAAACAACAGUUCUCAUUUUUUUAAUUGAAAAAAGUAUUGUCUCGAUCAGUAAAGUUAUAUUGUGUGUGAGUGUGAAUAUAAAUGUGUAUAUGUGUAUGUUUUCUAUCUUGUAACUGUUACUGCAAUGUCAUAAAGAAAACUGUGACCAAGUGUAAACUGUACUACUUGCUGCACACUUGCACAUGAAUGCAGUUUCUAAAAUUGAGUUCUUCCAGAAGUCUUGUUGACAAAAAUUCUGAUUAUAAAGCAUUGUCCCCUUUAAGAGAUUGGGCCAAGUAUUAAUACAUUAGCCUUUAGGUAUUACAUAAGACCAGUGUUUAGUAAGGAAUAAUCAAUGGCAGUCAUUCAAGUAAACAUUUGUAUUUAUAGUGUUGUGGAAAAAUAAGAGUGUUUUGGUUUCUGAGCACCUAGUGUCCAUCAAGUUUAUGGAGAAGUAAAUCACUAAAGGAAAAUAGUUUAAAAAACCCCAAACAGUAGCAUUUUUCAAUUGCCUAUGUAGGUAGCAUGAUCCCAGUUUUAGUAACAUUAUACACACCAUGCUGAAACAGGACUACCACGUCUACAUCAUGUGGCUGAGGAGGCUGAAUCAAGAAGUGAGUGAUACAGGUAACAAAGAGCUGACACGGCACACUUGGGAUGUGUGAGCUGUGCUUUGUUCAGAUGCCCUUCAUAAGGACGAAGAUGGCUUUCUUUCUUUGGAUGCCACAGUCUCACAUUCCUUAAUGGUAUCAUAAGUGCUCUGAAUUAGGCCCCUUUUCAGUAGGGAAGGAAGUGCUUAAGGAGCCACUUGACCCUGUCAAAUUUCACUUACAAACAAUCUUUCCUCCUUAUACUGAUAAAGAGUGGGUCCUAUAGGGUCCUGGGGCCACAUAUCAUGAAAAGAAGUGCAAAGCUAGCAUCUAUCUUGUCAUUUUUUGCUCUGGUGAUACCCAAGCAGUCUGAUGGGGCAAUUGAUGGUCUAAGAUGGAAUGUUGUCUGUGGACCAUGCUGGGAUACAGUUAGAAACUGUCUGCUGGUUCUCUCACUUUACCUUUCUGUAAUAUGCGAAUGAGGGCUCAGCAUGCUGGAGAGUGAAAAAAAUCUUUAGAAGGAGAUAAGAUUAUUGACAAACAAAACUUGCCAGGUUCUAGUUUCCAUUUAAGAAUUGCCAGUCUUUUGUCUUGCAUCAUCCUGAAUAUUAAUCCACAUGUCUUCAAGUUCACCAGGCAGUACCAAAUCUCUUCACACAACUGUGAAGACCUAAUGGAGAUGAAAUUCUUACAGGUAUAAAAAAAUUCCAGGAUUCAUUUUUGAAACUGUAUUUGUGUGAAUGUCAUGUAGGUUUAAUAGUAUAUUAUGCUUUUAAGACCUAAAUCAUAUACAAAAAUUAAGGGACAAUGGGGCUGAUAGCACUAAACUUGGUGCUUACUGAUAUUCUAAGAAAUAUCUGUGAAAUAUCAUCAUAUAUGUGUUAGCCACCUUCAUUUAAAAACACUUAAAAUUAGUUGGAUUCAUUUUGACACUUCCCAUAUCAUUUCCUAAUCCAAGUGACUAAAAUGUUCUCUCCAGUGAAUAUACUCAUUAGAAUUACCAUUCAUUAGCAUCAUUCAUUAACUAGUCCCUUAACUAGAUCCAUUAAUUUAAAUAUUAUUUAAAUUUAAGUAUUUAUAGGCUCUGGCAACAGUUAUCUUCUUUUUCUCUGAGGAUGACAUUUUUCCUGACCAUGCAUUCUGCCAUCAUUCAUCUUCAGAAAGGGCCAAAUUCCCAACCCACUCAAUUUCUUUAGAGUAAUGAUUCAGACCUAGACUAACAGUUUCAAUUAGACAAGUAAGGCUGCCUCCAAGAAUCACUUAUUUUCCAUUACAUAUUGAAUAUGUGUAAGAGAAACAUGAUCUGGGAGACACUGCAGACAUGCCUGCCACUGAGACGAUUCUCAAGCCUCCCCGGUAGUUUGAGUCAAGUCUGUCUCUUAUUAAAUGUCAAGGAAUUUUGUCUGCCUAAAUUCACACUGCAGGAAACAGGCCCAACCACCAAAUGAGAAUCAGGCCCUGGAUGAGUAGCACUCUAAUUACUGCCCUGUUGAUUAUUUUUUGCCAUUUCAUAUCCAUAAAAGAGACUAUCAAUAUCAUGCACAAAAUUAGAUUUCUCACACUUUAACUGUAUAUUUGUAUGAUAUUUUAAAAUCUCCUAAAUGCUGGGCAAUGGCUAUUCACAAUUGUCUUGCACUGGCCUUCUGAUGAAAUGUUGACAAUGCCUAUUGUAAUAUAGAUGAAACAUUCUCUCUACUGAUUUGGGUUGAAUGUAUGUAAAUAGGUUUUUUAAAAGUCAGAUGUUUAAGCAGUGGAUUACCAAUCAGAAAUUUUCAGACAGGAGAGUUUCUUUACAUUGCUGUGACAUCCUAACAGCUCUCUUCAUGUAUACUUACUGGACCAGGCCUCCUGGGGAUCAGAGUCACCCAGAAAGGAAACUUUUUCUUGUAAUAAUAUGAAUUAAUAUACCAGAUUACCUAGAUUCUUAUUUCCAGUGUUUCAAGUGGAAAACAUUACUCUUUACUGUAUGUAGAUCUAACAUUAUUACUUUUCCUCUUAGAAGAAUAUUGUAUUGUUAGAUGUUUGUUGAGCUGGUAACAUCCUUGCAACAGCUGUAAUAUCUUUGUUAGUAAUCUCUAUAAUACUUUGUAUACAAGUACUGGUAAGAUUGUUAUUAAAUGUAGCUUCAGUCAUUAAAUUACUAGAGCAAAGUAGUACUUCUGUAAUAUUUACAAUGUAUUAAGCUCACAGUAUAUUUAUUUCGUUGGUGUAAUUUAAGUGUUAUUUAUUCAAGAGAAAACAUUUCAUCAUGUCUAUUGUCCAAAGUUACCUGGAAUCAAAUAAAAAUUCUAGAUUAUCAUGAAGAACAUAAAA
Messenger RNA from Heterocephalus glaber (naked mole-rat), 9891 nucleotides. RefSeq names its product cannabinoid receptor 1 (gene Cnr1). Lineage: Eukaryota; Metazoa; Chordata; Mammalia; Rodentia; Bathyergidae. Gene Ontology annotation, cellular component: membrane. Gene Ontology annotation, molecular function: cannabinoid receptor activity. Gene Ontology annotation, biological process: G protein-coupled receptor signaling pathway. The record is from RefSeq and is a predicted model, not a curated record.